AUGAACUACUCCACGUGGAUAGAGGAGAAGAACCUCAAAAAAACCUUCAUCGUAGCGACGUUAUGUUCCACCAUCGUCGGCACCUUCACGACGACUAUGAAUCUCUACGAUGCUGUGCAAGCCCGCAAGAACCAGAAAAAGACGGAUAGCAAACAGGACCAGGAGCUUGAGUCCCUGCGGAAACGUGUAGACCAGGCAGAGGACCGCGCAAAGGAUAAGGAUAGGGACCGCGACGACUACGGGCGCAACUUCCGCGACGCUUCUCAGCUUGUACAGCGGCAGUACGAUGAGGGGUACGGGAGGCUGGGGAGCAGAUUCGCCCAGGGAGACACAAUAACGGAGAACCUACUACAAAAGCAAAUCAUCCAGCUCCAGCAGACCGUCAUCAAUGUCCUUCAGGAAGCUCUCUACAACGACCGCCAACUCUCCCGCGCCGACAUGGCCAAGCUCGCAGCUGCCUCCGAUGCUGCCCGCGAAGGAUCCAUCGACGCUCUCCGCCAGCAACAGCAACGUCUCGCCGGCAUAGAAGACACCCCUAGCAGACGCGACUCUCCCAUGCGCGCCCUACCCGCCCCCAAACGUGCCUCCACCGUCAUCGACGAGGAACCGCUCUUCUGCCGCUACGCCCUCGGCGUACAGUUCAGACCGUCGAAGCCUCUUGCGGGCGAGUUUGCACCCGGCGGCGACUGCCGCUGUCCUGACUGCGACCGGCGCAUCGACGCCACUGCCGACGACUUCUGGCAGAUUGGUAAACGCACGCCUAUCGUGUACGGCGGGAAGGAAGUCACCGAGGCUCGCGAGUUUCACCUGGGCCAGCGCUUCGUGAUCAAAUGCCAUACGCCGGAUGGCGAGUACGCCUGCGUGCUGUGCAACAGGCACAGGGACAGAGAUGCCGUGUGUCGGACGGUGGAGGCGCUGGUGAAUCACGUAGGACGGUUCCACGACGUUGAGGAAUUAGAGAAGGAAGUCGAUCUGAAGGAGACGGCCCCGCUGGCUCUGGCGCCACCGCCGCCGCGACUCAGAGAGAUGGCGAUAUGA
Messenger RNA from Didymosphaeria variabile, 1038 nucleotides. RefSeq lists its product as uncharacterized. NCBI's taxonomy places the organism in Eukaryota, Fungi, Ascomycota, Dothideomycetes, Pleosporales, Didymosphaeriaceae. The transcript is spliced from 3 exons. Bases 1 to 1038 code for a protein of 345 amino acids. The record is from RefSeq and is a predicted model, not a curated record.